Ogataea parapolymorpha DL-1 is the source of this 1077-nucleotide messenger RNA. RefSeq lists its product as uncharacterized. Lineage: Eukaryota; Fungi; Ascomycota; Pichiomycetes; Pichiales; Pichiaceae. The transcript has a single exon. Gene Ontology annotation, molecular function: protein binding. The record is from RefSeq and is a predicted model, not a curated record. Gene Ontology annotation, cellular component: cytoplasm; nucleus. Gene Ontology annotation, biological process: proteasome-mediated ubiquitin-dependent protein catabolic process. Bases 1 to 1077 code for a protein of 358 amino acids.
AUGAGCAGGCACGAGACGUAUUUGAAACUGAUAAAAAAGGACCUGCCUGUAUUCAAUGUUUGCCAUGGCGACGAUAUUAAGGACAGGAUAGCCACGCAGCAGGAGUUGGAGCUGAUGUCCAAAGUGGACCAUCUGGUGCUCAACUAUCUGAUAUACGAGGGCUACAUCAACGCGGCGCGCGACCUGGCCAAAGAACUCGGGUUUGACUUUAUUUCAGACGCAUUGGAAAAGGACGUCUUGUUGCAGCCCAUUGAGACGUCCGAACUGGGCCCCGACGACGAUUUCGACGUGGAGGCGUUUUUCUCAGCAAACGAGAUCCAGAAAAACAUAUACGACUCGUACAAGCAGCUGAUCGGCCACUACGACGAAGACCCGGGCCACGACCUCGCAUUCUACAAACGGCUCAGUUUCGGGCUCUCGUCCAUCAAGUCCAGAAACGAGAUUAAAUUGCACAUUCUGAACGGACAGAUAGAAGAGGCGGUGGUGCUCAUCAACAAGAAUUUCCCCAGUCUGUUCGAGAAGAACCAGUUUAUCUACUUCAAGCUGCUGCAUUUGAACCUGAUCGAGAUCAUCCGGACCCAGUUUGCCGGGCCUCCCGAAAAAUGUCUGGACGAGAAGCAGUUUCUGGACCGCGUGCUGCACUUUAUCUCCAGCAAGUUGUCGACGCUGAAAAUCCUGCAGAACAAAGACUUUGUGCAGGAGCUGGAGCUGACUAUGGCGCUGCUGUGUUUUGGCAAACGGCUCCGCCAGCCAGACAUGGAGGGCGUUCCGGUCAAGCUGAAGAGUUUACUGAACCUGAAGGUGCGAGGCAAGGUGGCCGACCUAGUGAACAAAUCGAUCCUGCUCAACGUGAACAACUGCGAUCUCGACGCGCUCAGCCAGGAAAAUCAGUGGUAUCUCACCAAAAUCAGCGAUAAGAAAAACGGAGUCGAGCCGGGUGCGGCUGAAGCACUGGACUCGCGAUUCGAGCAGGUGGAAAACUCCAAGCUGCGCCAGUUGAUGUCUGUUGCGUCGUGGCUGUGCGAGGUAAACGACGAGGAUUUUGCGAGCCUGAUAAAGGAGAUGUUAGAUAAAUAG